AUGUCAAUUCCAAGGCUAGAACUUCAAGCCGCGGUGUUAGGCACACGAUUGAAAACAACCGUUUUAAAGGAACUUCGAUUGAAUAUUACAAACGUAACCAUGUGGACAGAUAGCACCACUGUACUCUCCUGGAUACGAAGUGACCAUCGCAGGUAUAAAACAUUUGUAGCCAACCGAGUAAGCGAAAUACUCGACGACACAACGAUCUCCCAAUGGAGGUGGGUACCAUCAGGAAUGAAUCCGGCAGACGAAGCAACACGGAACAUCCAACCUACGGAAUCUAUAUGGUAUACAGGAGCGACGUACCUAAAUACAAAAGUGGAAUCAUGGCCAAAGGAGAAAGGUGCAGUCAUUGAAACUUCAGAAGAAAAAAGGGUUUGCAGCGUUCAAGAAAUACAACCUGCGAACAUUAUUAUGCACACAACUUGGUGCUCGGAUUGGGGACGACUAAAGAAGGCAGUUUGUUACUGGCUCAAAUACAUGGAAAAAUUGAGGACGAAAGUAUCAAACUCCAGAUAUGAUGAGACAAUUACUUCUGAUCAUUAUAAGCGAGCAGAAAUCCUAUUGUUACAACAAGCACAGCAAGAAGCUUUUCCAUCCGAGCUAGUGGCUCUGAUCAACGGCGAAGGUUACCAGAACAGCUCUGUAGCAGAUCACGAGCUUGCAUUAGAUGAAAACCGUCUCAUCCGAAUCAGCGGACGAAUACAAAACAUGACUCCAGUACUAUUACCAAACAAGGGACAUAUAACGAAUUUGAUCAUAAAACAAUACCACGAGAAAUUUCUACACCGUGAAACAGAAGCAGUUAUAGCUCAAAUACGACAGCAUUUCUGGAUAAUCAAGAUUAGGGCGGCAGAAAAAAGAGUGAAUGCAAGAUGUCAACUCUGCAGAAACAAGAAGGCAAGCCCUCACCCUCCAAAAAUGGGCACAUUGCCAAGCUGCCGCACCACUCCAAAUUUAAAACCAUUUACACACACCGGUAUAGACUUCUUUGGACCAAUGGAAGUUACUGUAGGAAGAAGAUGUGAAAAACGCUGGGGUGCACUCUUCACCUGUAUGGCUACUCGAGCUAUACACCUGGAACUAGCAGACGACUUAAGUACAGACGCGCUUCUCAUCUGCAUAAAAAACUUACAAAACAGGCGCGGCAAGGUCUGUGAAAUGUACAGCGAUAACGGCACCAAUAUGGUUGGCGCAAGUAAUCAGAUGAAGGAAUUAGAAAUCAGAACAGCGAUCGAAGGAAUAAAAUGGAAUUUUAUUCCACCAUCAGCUCCACACUUUGGAGGAGCAUGGGAACGUAUGAUACAAGAGGUUAAAAAAUUACUAAAUGAAAAGCUAUGGCCAGUAUCAAAACCCAAGGAGAGCGUACUUAGGAAUGCUCUAAUCGAGAUAGAGCAUCUCCUGAACAGUCGCCCGUUAACACAUAUACCAUUAAGCUCCAACGAUGAUGAACCCCUGACACCAAAUCAUUUUUUGAUUGGAUGCGCAGGAGGAACGUAUCCUUCACUCGACGACACGUCGCGAGCCGAGGCAACAAGAGAACACUGGAAAAAGGCUCAAAUGGCAACUACUAAAUUUUGGGAUCGGUGGAGUACAGAAUACCUUCCUAAACUGAACAAACGAGAAAAAUGGAAACAGAACACAGAACCACUCCAGCCUGAUGAUGUCGUUGUUUUUCCAGACGAACAACGGAAAGGGAAGUUUCAUAAAGGAAUUAUAACCGAAGUAAGGAAGGCGCAGGAUGGCCAAACAAGGUCUGCGGUCGUUCGCACUGAAAACUCUAAAUUAGUUAGGCCAACUGUAAAAUUGGCCAAAUUAAACGUAAAGGCAGAUACGGUAUUCACCGGUCACAUACAGGAAAUAUCACCAAAACGAAAAGACGUCUUCCCGCAAAAUAGUAGCUCAAAUGCAAAGGCAAAUAUGACAGAUUGGGGUAAGCGACAAAAAAUCGACAUAGAGCUAGUAAAACAACUAGCAGAAAAGCACAAAGCCGCUCAUCCAACCAAACCGAAAAAGAAAACUAUUCGAGCUAGGCCAAACAUGUGGGCAAAAAUGCUCGUCACUACAGCAGCAGUACUAUCUUUAAAUACAACGUCCAGUAUGACCAUCAAACCCGUACCAAAUGCGGGACUUUUAUACAAUCACGAUACUCUGCAAUAA
This is a messenger RNA of Topomyia yanbarensis, 2160 nucleotides long. RefSeq lists its product as uncharacterized. The coding region runs from base 1 to 2160 and encodes 719 amino acids. Gene Ontology annotation, molecular function: nucleic acid binding. The record is from RefSeq and is a predicted model, not a curated record. The transcript has a single exon. Gene Ontology annotation, biological process: DNA integration. Lineage: Eukaryota; Metazoa; Arthropoda; Insecta; Diptera; Culicidae.